UUUUCCAGUUUUGUUUACUGUAGCUUCGGUGAUAGCAAGGUGGGAGAGCUAUGUUUAGUUUAUCCAAAGACACAGUUAAAUUGUCUUAAUGUGUCUAAAGAAGUAAUUUUAGGCACUCUCUUGACUUAAGAACCUUAAAAGUCUUACUGCAAGGUCGCUUGACGUUGAGGUAUGUAAAUACGACUUGCUGUAUAACCAACAAAGUCCAGCAAAAAAAAUUGAGACCGAAGAAGUUAACUUCUUCACACUGACUGGAGAGUCACAGGCUCGUAAACAGUGUUGUAGUUUAUGUUCAGCCGUCUCUAGUUUUUCUUUUUAAGCGUUUGGAGAUGUGUUGAGGUAGCGUUGGUUUUGUCCAGCGGCCCAGAUGAUCGAGGUGGUGGCCUCCAUGGCCCGGGGCCCCGUGUUCCUGGCCGGGGAGCUCCUGGAGUGCCUCAUAACCUUCACUAACCCGAUGUCUCACCUCUCCACCUCGGCCAGCAGCGAGAUGUUGGCAUGGGCCAGCGCCCAGAUCCACUGCCAGUUUCAUGCCAGUGAGAACAGAGUGGCCCUGCCAGCGCAGGGCAACAAGCAGGACGUCCAGGCCGACAGCGACACCGUGCUGAUUCCAAGCAGAGGAGAACGAGGGCAGUGUGUGCUGGACACACCUCCCAAAAUACUGUUCUGUGACCUGCGCCUUGACCCCGGAGAAAGUAAAACGUACUCCUACAGCGAGCUGGUUCCCGUAGAUGGACCUCCUAGUUUUCGCGGUCAGGCAGUGAAGUACGUCUACAAGCUGACCAUCGGCUGUCAGCGAGUCAACUCUCCCAUCAAGUUGCUCCGAGUUCCUUUCAGAGUCCUGGUUCUGCAGGGAAUGCCAGAGCCUCCGUUUCCUCACGAUGAAGAAGUUUCUCCCUCCAACCCGUUUCUGGAGGAAGAGGAAGCAAGCCGGCGAGAUGCGACAGCUUUGGAGAGAGCGCUGGACAUGCUGAUGGUCACCACCUCCAGACGAUGCCCUCACAUGUUUAAUAUCACCAACACGCGAGGAAAAGUGGCAAAGUUCUGCAUCUUUAAGACCGUUUACAGACUGGGAGAGGACAUCGUCGGCACCUUCAACUUCUCCGAGGGAGACAUUCCCUGCCUGCAGUAUUCGGUGAGCCUGCAAAGCGAGGAGGAGAUCCAGCAGCAGUACCAGCGGCGACCUGGACAGGCCGUCAGCGUGACCGGACACGGCCGGCACCUGGAGUCCUGCCUCCACACCGCCUCCAGCCACUUCUCUCUGCCCAUACCGCUCAACGUCACGCCGGGCUUCAGCACAGACAUCGUGACUCUGAGGUGGCGCCUGCACUUUGAAUUCGUCACGGCCCGUGAGCCGAUGGAACCGCCCACCGUUCUUCAGAACCAAUCAGAGGUGACCGUCUGGGCCGGGGCGGAGCACGUCGACGUGGACACCUUCAGCUGGAACCUGCCCGUCAAAGUGCUGCCCACAAACCCAGCGCUGGCGUCCUACGUGUCCCAGUUCACUGGCACCAACAGCAUCAACAUCUGACCUCCAGAGCUGCACAGUUUUUAAGACUCGUGUGAGUGUGUGUGUGUGUGUGUGUGUGUUUUCUUUUUAAAGGUAACUAAUAUUUUCACAGAGUUGCAUAUUUCCAGAAGAAAUAAGCAUCCAGAGUUGGUGGAUUCAAAUUGUAUUGAAACAAACUGUAUACGUCGCCUUUUUUUGGCUUUUUAAAAUUUUUAGAAAAAUGCAACUUUUUCUUUUUGGUGUUUAUUUAUUUUUGAGUCUGCUUUAUGCAUGAACAGCUUUUAUUUUUAUUAUUUGAAGCCAGCAUUACUCAUACAAGAUGCUUUUUUCUUUACAAGUUCUUUUCUUUGAGCUCCUGUAAGAAGCACAAGGAUAUAUUAAAAGUUUAACCUCAAA
Molecule: messenger RNA, 1903 nt
Organism: Xiphophorus maculatus (southern platyfish)
Lineage: Eukaryota; Metazoa; Chordata; Actinopteri; Cyprinodontiformes; Poeciliidae
Gene: rgp1
Product: RGP1 homolog, RAB6A GEF complex partner 1
Exons: 8
Coding region: 368-1528 (386 amino acids)
Biological process (GO): retrograde transport, endosome to Golgi
Cellular component (GO): Golgi membrane; Ric1-Rgp1 guanyl-nucleotide exchange factor complex
Source: RefSeq, a predicted model, not a curated record